CGUUCUGAAGUGGAUGGACUUCAGUUGCCAGUUGGUGUAAUCAGGCUGUUUCCAGAGUCUGAUCUUGUCCCUUUAGUAACUGUUCCAAAAUACUUGGGACAUUUAUAAGUAAGAACUCAUGACUCCCACAUAUUCAGGUCAGAAAAAAAUUCAUAAAAGGAAAGCAAGCAGUGUUGAUGAUUUUUUAUUUGAAUAACAGAAUAGGGACUGCAUGGAUUCUCCCACAUCCUUUGAGCUUAAACUGUGAUGUUAAAAAACAAACAACUCAGUCAGUGUGCUCCAAAGCCUGGCUAUAAUAACACACACUUAAAAGCUAGAUUUAUGCUAUUUAUUAGCCCUGUGUCCUUGGGUGGUUUACCUCCUCACUAUACAGCCUCACAUUUGUCAUCUCCACAGUGGGGAGAACAGUACCAGUCUUAUGGGGUUGUUAUCUGUGGUUUGAGUUACUCAUAAGCUUUCUUACACCUCAAGCUUUUAGCCCUGGGCCUGGGACAGAGUAGAUAUUUCAAUAAAUAUUUACUGAAUGAAUAAAAGUCUCACAUUCCAUUUCUUCCUGCAAUAUCUUUGCUUAUUCUGCUUUUUCCUCCCCUUCUACUUCUAUCCAAAUUCUAUGCUUUCCUCAAGGUUCCGUUCAACUUUAUUUUCCACAAAGCUAAGCCAUUUGCUCCAGCUCAACUUCUCCAUGUUGACUUUGUGUCUGCCUGGAAUCCUGCCUGCUCUUCACUUUAUCUACCUGGCAAAUUCCUACUUAUCCUUUAAAUCCAGCUCAAGUAUCACCUCUACCAGGGAGCCUUCCCAUGGGUCUCUCCUCUUGUUACUUCCCAGAAUAUUUAAAAGAUGCUUCAAAGAAGAUGAAAAACGGGCUAAUGUUUGUAAAACUGGUUAACCCGUGUUCAGGAGAAGGAGCCAUUUACUUGUUCAAUAUGUGUCUACAGCAGCUGUUUGAAGUAAAAGUUUUCAAGGAAAAACACCAUUCUUGGUUUAUAAAUCAAUCAGUUCAAUCAGGAGGUCUUCUCCAUUUUGCCACACCUGUGGAUCCUCUAUUUCUGCUUCUCCAUUACCUCAUAAAGGCUGAAAAGGAGGGGAAGUUUCAGCCCCUUGAUCAAGUUGUGGUGGAUAACGUGUUUCCAAACUGCAUCUUGUUGCUGAAACUUCCUGGACUUGAGAAGUUACUUCACCAUGUGACAGAGGAAAAAGAAAUAGACAACAAGAAAUAUUACAAGUACAGCAAAGAGAAGACAUUAAAGUGGCUGGAAAAAAAGGUUAAUCAAACUGUGGCAGCAUUAAAAACCAAUAAUGUGAAUGUCAGUUCUCGGGUACAGUCAACUGCAUUUUUAUCUGGUGACCAAGUUUCCACUGACAAGGAAGAGGAUUAUAUUCGUUAUGCCCAUGGUCUGAUAUCUGAUUACAUCCCUAAAGAAUUAAGUGAUGACUUAUCUAAAUACUUAAAGCUUCCAGAACCUUCAGCCUCAUUGCCAAAUCCUCCAUCAAAGAAAAUAAAGUUAUCAGAUGAGCCUGUAGAAGCAAAAGAAGAUUACACUAAGUUUAAUACUAAAGAUUUGAAGACUGAAAAGAAAAAUAGCAAAAUGACUGCAGCUCAGAAGGCUUUGGCUAAAGUUGACAAGAGUGGAAUGAAAAGUAUUGAUACCUUUUUUGGUGUAAAAAAUAAAAAAAAAAUUGGAAAGGUUUGAAACUUUGAAAAUAAAAUCUAGCAAAAAUAUUUGCUUUUUACAUGUUUCAGUUUGUCCUUCCUGACCGUUAAUGACUACCUUUGGUGGGGGGAAGGAGGUGGCCAAUAUCAUGUUCUCUUAAACAUUUCUUUGCAUUUGGUUUUUGUGUUCCUGAACGAAACAUGAGAAAGUGUGUAACUUCAUGGCUAUGGCCUUUUGGAGUCUCAUCUGACAUAAUGAAAAGUAAUCACUUGAAGAGAAUUAACAUAUAGCAUCAUGAUUUUCUCAAUAAACUGAUGUGUAACAA
Messenger RNA from Nomascus leucogenys (northern white-cheeked gibbon), 1977 nucleotides. It is a transcript of the gene RNASEH2B, whose product is annotated as ribonuclease H2 subunit B. The coding region runs from base 798 to 1691 and encodes 297 amino acids. The transcript is spliced from 11 exons. NCBI's taxonomy places the organism in Eukaryota, Metazoa, Chordata, Mammalia, Primates, Hylobatidae. Gene Ontology annotation, biological process: ribonucleotide metabolic process; RNA catabolic process. The record is from RefSeq and is a predicted model, not a curated record. Gene Ontology annotation, cellular component: nucleoplasm; ribonuclease H2 complex.